Molecule: messenger RNA, 4723 nt
Organism: Cololabis saira (Pacific saury)
Lineage: Eukaryota; Metazoa; Chordata; Actinopteri; Beloniformes; Belonidae
Gene: zhx3a
Product: zinc fingers and homeoboxes 3a
Exons: 3
Coding region: 584-3208 (874 amino acids)
Biological process (GO): regulation of transcription by RNA polymerase II
Cellular component (GO): nucleus
Molecular function (GO): DNA-binding transcription factor activity, RNA polymerase II-specific; DNA binding
Source: RefSeq, a predicted model, not a curated record
GUGAAGGCGGGCCAGCCCAGCUCCAGCUCCGGCGGCUCCAGGUCGGACAUCUCGGGGAAGUAUGUGACCGAGGAGCAGUCCAGGGAGCCCCGCAGAGACGUCUCCAGGUCCUCCCCGAGCAGGGACGCCCCGGCCGGGGGCACGGCGGCGCCGCCGAGCCGCUGCAGCUCCUCGUCCGAGAGGAAGUUGGGGAUCCGCUCCGCCCGCAGGAAGCCCGUGAAGGCUGCGGGGCCCCCGGACAGCAGCUGCUCCAGGGCCAGCCGGUGCCGCUCGUCGUACACCUCCUGGAGGUCCAGCUCCCCGGCCCCGGCCGGCCUCGGGCCCCCCGGGCCCGGCCUCAGCGGGGAUUCGUCCAGACACUGGGAGAGCGCCAUCUCUGCGUAUACAGGUUUCCUGGGAGCGGUAAACUUGUCCAUGUGACAGGAUCAUAAAGUGGCAGAAGGCAUGAAGAAACACUGUGACACGAUAGUGGCUGGUCCAUGACGCUCGACCCCAUCCAGCCCCGCCCACUCUCCACCUGCCCUCCGCUCUCAUCACACCGGACAAGCAACCACUCACGCUUCCAUCUACACCCGGCUGCAACAUGGCCAGCAAGAGGAAAUCCACCGUGCCCUGCAUGAUACCAUCCAAGUCCAAACAUGUGCGUGAAGAAAUCAUCCUGGGCUCGCUCCCGGAGCUCCUCCCCACAAUCCCGGAGGACAGCAUCCUCAGCAUCUCCGGGGAGGACUCCGGCCACUUCUCUCACGGCUCCUCCAGGUCGGAGUCGGGCAGCGAGACGCAGAAAGGAGGUACGUACGGCUGCGUCACCUGCCGUUUCGAGUCCAGAGAUCUCAACUACUUCUUGGAUCACAUGCACAACUGCCACUUGGACUUCAGGGCCCAGCCCACCUUCUACUGCCUGAACUGUGGGGUGUCCGUCGUCCGCUUCGAGGCUCUCGCACUGCACAAUGCUAACGCCCACCCCAAGAUAAUGGAGGGCUUGGUCACGGCUUCUCUGAGCGUCAACAGAAGAGACGGGGUGACGACCGUGGAGCAGAGCCUCUUCGCGGACAGUGGAGAGGACUGCAGAGAAUCUGGGAUCUCCUUCACCAAAACGCCAAUCGCCAAGAUGAUGAAAGGCAAGGGGGAGCACAAGAAGAUAGUGGUUUCUCACACUGUGGAGGUACGGAAGCUCGACACUGGAAAGGACGUGGACCCCAGCAUGCUUACUAAUGUGCCUGAACUCCAAAACGGGGCUCUCAGUAUUUCUGGCACCCCUUCUAUGCCGAGGACCGCUGUCAGUCAUGUGAUUACGACAGUGUCCAACCAAAUCUUUCACCAGCACACUCCCUCCCUUUACUCCCCCUCCUCCUCCUCGAACUGUAAUAAAGAUCUUCCAAAAGUGAUGAUCCCUCUCAGCAGCAUCCCCACCUACGAUGCCGCCAUGGACACCAGCAGCUUUCUCAAGACAUCCUUUGGCAAGUUCCCGUACCCAACCAAAGCCGAGCUCUGCUACCUGACCGUGGUCUCCGAGUUCCCCGAGGAGCAGAUCAAACUGUGGUUCACCGCCCAGAGGCUCAAGCAGGGCAUCAGCUGGUCUCCCGAGGAGAUCGAAGAGGCGCGGCGGAAGAUGUUCAACACCGUGUUCCAAGGCGGAGCCCCUCAAAAGCAGCCCGCGCCGUCUAGGCAGGUGAAAAACAUCGUCAGCCACCACACCAUCACCGCUCACCCGGGCGCACGAGGACCACAUUUCCGGAUGGCCAAAGUUCCAUCGGGCAUAAAACCACCGCCCGUCAGAGUCAUCGCCACGCAAGCCAGCAUGUCCAGCAACCCCAACGUCACCAGGCUCACGUACUCCACUCCGGUCGUCUCCCCAAAGUUCCCCUCCGUCGUCAGAGCAACGCAGGUCACAACCCAAAGCACUGAAGCCACUGUGGAGCCGGAGAGGAGCAACGGGCUGGACGUGGCCGGAGGGGUUGCCGGGGGCAACGGCAGCCGCUCCAGCAGCACCAAUGGUGUGGAGACCAACAGCAACGACGGUACCGCCACCUGCUCCGCCCGUAUCAGCAAUAACGGUGAGCACUGUGUUCCCGACGCCAAUGGCAGCAAACCAGUGACAAGUGACAGUUUACUACUCGGAUCAAACGUUGCAAACAGCGCCGCCGGUCCAGUGAUCGCCGGCAUCACCAGCAAACCCAACAACGCCUGCAACAAUCACAACGGCGGCGGCGUGAGCGCAGCAGAGCCGGGCCACGCCGAGAGGCCCGACGGGGAACUCAAGCCCACCCCGUACACGGACAGCAGCGGGGGGGUGAGUGAAGAGCCCGACUCCUCCUGCAGCGACAGCACCUCCAACCAGAGCCACGCCAGCACCUUCUCAACUGACAGCACCAGCACCACCGUCAUCACCAAAAGCACCUCGUCCAGUGUAGACGAGGGUAACGGUAAAGAGUUUCCCACCAAGGGCAUGUCCAUCCUGCAGCAGCUGAUCCGGGAGGAGGACCCGGUGGUGGAGGACCGGGGCGGCCCGGACCUCGCGGCCGAGCCCGUCAAGGUCAGCUUCAGGAGGCUGAAGAGGAGCGAACCCGAGACCACAUCUGAGACCGUACAUGAAGAACACAAGUCUGAGACGGACACGUCCUUCUCCCCGCCCUGGGGCGCCAAGACCCCCCAGCAGCUGCACGUCCUCCGGCAGGCCUUCUCCAGCGCCCGCUGGCCCAGCAGCCUGCAGUACGAGGAGCUGGGCAUCCAGACGGGCCUGCCCAAGUCCGAGGUGGUGCGCUGGUUCAGCGACAGCCGCUACAGCCACAAGAACGGCCAGCUGAAGUGGUUGGAGACGUAUCAGCGGCCCGCCGCUGAAUCCGAAGGCCCCGGGGGCCCCGAAGAAGCGGAGGCCAAGGCGCCCGUGGGGCCGCCGGCGGCCAAAAAGAAGCUGGUGGAGGAAGACGCCAACAAGCACCUUGAGAUGGAAGCGGGCCUGAAGUCGGGCCUGCAGGCGGGGUGGCAGGAUCCCUGCUCACCGCCGCCGGCUCCGGCGGGGUUCAGGGGCCGCGGGGAGCACGACCGAGCCGAGGAGUCGGCACAGGCGGGACAGGGGGGGUCGCAGGACCCCUGGUCCCAGGGGGCGGAGGACCACCAGCAGCCGGGGGCCAGUCAGUCGCUCAACGGACAGCAGGCCGACAUCAGUCAGGACAGGGACCGCCUGAGGAUGGAGCUGCUGGAGGUGUGACGGAGCAGGCCCGGGUCCCGCCCCACGAACCUGAUUGACACUUCCUGCUCUCCUGCCCACGUCUUAAGAUAAAGAAAAAAAAGAAAUAAAAAAAAAAAGAGAGAAGUGUGUUCAAAAUGACAGCAGAUGUGAUUGUAGCUGGACGGUUGGACUCUGACUGUAACUGUGAAUACCCCCCACCCUCCUCCUCCUCCUCCUCCUCCUCUUUUUCUUCUUCUUCUUCCAUCUGCCAUCACUUCCUGCCACCGUCAAAAAGAAAGAACUUCUCACCUCUGAGUCCUGUGAUGUUUCAGCCUUUCAUGCUUCUUUGUGGUUGUGUGGGGAGGGAUGCACAACGAGAUCAGCGCGAGGGAUCAAAGGAAAGAAAGAUGACACGCACACUGACUGGAAAAGUGACUUGAAUGAGCGAGGACAGAUUAGGAAGGGGCCGGGAGACGUCGUUCUCGGGCCACAGGGAGACAUAAGUAUAUGAUUGAAACUGCACUAUAAACGAGGGUUUGUACCGACUGGACAAAAAAAGAUGUGUCAAGGAAAUGUUACUGUUGGCUUUCUGAUAUUUUAUGUUUUUUUUUUGUUUUUUUUUUAGAGCAACCAGUACUUCAGCACUGCCUUGAACUUUAUUUUUUCCGUUAUUUGGUUUUUCAGUCCUAUUUACUCUUCUAUAGUCACUGUAAGUCCAAAUGAAAUCAAACUUCUUUAUUAUUUAGAUCUGUAUUAAUGUUGGUGAUCACUUUGCAGUUCAGCUACACGCAAGAGACUAUAUACGAUGCACUAAUGAAGACAGCGAUGCUCAAAAUCACCCAGCUUCACAGUAAAGGUAUUGACAGCUGUGUCCGGAUCGAUACACUACACUGCCCUGCAACCUGAACAGCAGCUGCCACGCUACCGUUGCCUUACUCAGCUCUGUCCGUGUGUUUAGAUGACGCGUCUGUCCAUCACCUCGCUUUCCAGCUACUCUGCUGUCCAGAGAAAAGAAAAAAAAGCGACAGUGCAUUGAUGGUCACUGUUGGUCUAUUAUCUGUGGAGAAAAAAAAAAAAAAAACUAAAAAAAAAAACCUUGCUGCUUUCUGUACACUUGGAGAUGUUUAAGCUGUAAUUGUAUCAAAUAUUGUUACUGGCAAAAACGCUGUUCAAAAGCAAAAUUACCGAUUUGAUCCAGAAACACUGACAGAGUGAGAUAUCGUGCUAGCUAGAGAGCCAAAUGGGGGGAGGCCUGCUCUCCUCUGACCUUUCUUGUUCCUGAACACACAGUCACUACAUGAAAGCUGCAUCUUUGUUAAGCUGCUAAUAGCUAAGAACGGUGCUAUACCAUCCAAAGUGAAAUUGGAGGUUCAUCUCCUACCAGCAGUGUAUGCACUUGUGUCGAAUGUUACAAAUUUAUUUUGGUUUAACAUAAAUGGAAUCUGGACUUAUGGUGUUAAUGAUCACUUAAACUUUUAUGAAUCAUAAAGCACUGUUGUAUCAUCCUUUCUACAGUUCUGAAUCUUUACAGAAUAAACUGAAUACUCACCAAGA